Messenger RNA from Plasmodium reichenowi, 765 nucleotides. RefSeq lists its product as hypothetical. The coding region runs from base 1 to 765 and encodes 254 amino acids. The record is from RefSeq and is a predicted model, not a curated record. The transcript has a single exon. Lineage: Eukaryota; Apicomplexa; Aconoidasida; Haemosporida; Plasmodiidae.
AUGAAGCUGAAUAAAUUUUUUGAUCUUGUAUUUCUUUUUUCUUUUAUAUUUUUUAAUAUAAAAUGUAUUCAAAGUAUUUCACUCAAGACACCCGGUUUAUAUUUUAAAAAUGAUAUUUUUUAUACAAACAGGAAUAAUAAUACAUAUGGUUUCAUAGGAUUUAGUAAGAAAGAUUAUUCUUUCCCAAAUUUAAAUAAAACAAAAGUAAAUUCUAAUAAAGACAUUUUAAAAAAAUUUAACAGAAUGAAUGUUUUAUAUUCACAAGAUUCUGAAUAUGGAUUAAGGGAAUAUAAAAAUGAUAAAAGCUUAUGGAAACGAUUCGUUAAUAAAAUGUCAGAAGUUAACAAAAAUGUUUUAACAAAGCUUGUCUGUGCAGGUACUUUCUGUUUAGCAUUAUAUCCUGUAUAUACUAUGUUAUUAAAUAGUAAAAUAGAGUACCUUAUAAAAAAUAUUUUAAAAGAAAAUUUUUUGUAUUUAAAUAUUCCUAAAAGUAUCAAACGUUAUCUUUUUUUCAUAUCGUUUGCUGAAUUCAAGAGAUCUCCUUUUUUCCUUUCAACAAUGUUAAUUGCAUCAUAUACUUUAUAUGUUAUUUUAAAGGUUUAUAUAGAAAAAUAUAGAGAAUCAAAAAGGAUUAAAUCGGCAAUUGAAGAUUAUAACAAAAACAAAAAUGAAUAUAUAAAUACAGGUACAGAUUCAUCCACAGAAAAUGACAUGGAUUAUUAUAAUAAUAUGGACGAUGAUGAUUAUAAUAAAGAUUUUUACUAA